UUUAUUGACGUUAUUCCCACCUACCGUUUCCUCGGGAACACCUCGUUUCAUCCACUUGAAACUUUUAUGUCUGUUUAUAUUGUUAUGCUGGCACGAAGUAUUACUACUAUUCUCACUUCAUCUAACGAUGUUCAGCCUGUUAGGAUUGCAUGUAUGAGAUGAUUAUGUUUUCGUUUUUCUUUUUUCUUUCUCAUUUCUCGGGAUGGUGCACGAUUCUCAAUCUCAUGAAUUGUUACGUCAUGGUUCUCGCAACUGGCGGUCACCUCUUUAAACGCACUGUCGUCAAUUCAAUUACGACAGGCAACGCUUUCAAUGUCAUUGGCAACUUUUGUGUACUGUGUUAUUCUUCCCCUCGCCUACAAGCCCGCCAUCUUAUCCGGUUCCGUGCUUUUGCAUCGUGCUUUCGGGCCUUGGUUGGUAUUAGAGAGAUGCCCAUUGCUGGUAUAAUUAAACCCCGACGUUGACCGGCGCCGGGACAGGGCCUGGAUUGCAAGGUGGCAACGGACGAUGCACGCAUGCCAUAGUCUCAUGCUGCGAAUUCUGCUGGCACAGUGGGAGCGACGGGAUGCUGUCGA
Molecule: messenger RNA, 575 nt
Organism: Aspergillus ibericus CBS 121593
Lineage: Eukaryota; Fungi; Ascomycota; Eurotiomycetes; Eurotiales; Aspergillaceae
Exons: 2
Coding region: 150-464 (104 amino acids)
Source: RefSeq, a predicted model, not a curated record